AAGCCACAGCCGGUCCCCGAAAAGCCGCAGCCAGUCAGCGAGACUGUGCACUCGAAGCCCGAGCCACUGCGGCGCCCGCGCCUGGCCCCUGGCACGCCCGUGCAGCCGUGCCCUGUGCCGGAGUCGCUGCUCACGUGGGCCAACUGGGGACCCGUGCGAAGCUGUCUUCGCGUGAGGGCGCUGGUGGUCAAGAACUUGCUGAAGAUCAUGCGCCGGGUCAUCACGGUGGUGUUCCAGCUGGUGGUGCCGUCUUGCGUGGGCGUCGUGUUCUGCCUGUUCGUGGGCGGCAAGCCGUACGACUUGCCCGUCGGAGUGGUGAACGAGGACCAGAACGGGUCGUUCAGCCGGGCCUUCCUCGGCCAGAUCUCCGACGAGACCGUCCUGCAGAAGCCAUACUCGGACAUCCGCAAGGCCUUCGAUGCGGUGCUGGACGAACAGGCCUGGGGCACCCUCCACAUACCGCCCGACUACACGGAAGCACUGAAUGCCAGGGUGCACUCGCGUGAUAUCGACGAUUCCAGCCCACUGUACCCGAUCAACUUCUUCCUGGACGCGACCGACUACACCAUCCGCAACACCCUGCAGUUCGAGAUCGCCGAGGCGCAUAACAGGUACCUGAAGCUGCUCUCCUACAACUUGACCAGCUUGAACUUCUCCGUCCAGACGAUACGGUUCACGGAUCCUUUCUACAAGGCCUUCGACUUCACGUUCCGGGAGUUCAUGAGUCCGGGCAUCAUCGUUUCGACGCUGUUCGCCAUGUCCAUGUCCCUGACGGCGCUGUUGCUCGUCGCCGAGAACCAGGAGGGAAUCCGGGGACGCUCUGUCGUAGCCGGCGUGACCUCGGUGGAGGUGAUCGUGGGCCACGCGUUGGUGCAGAUGUCCAUGGCGUACAUGCAGACGGUGCUCAUGCUGGUGGUGUUCGUCAGCGUCUUCGACACCCCCGUGCGCGGAAGCCUGGGCUCCGCCUUCGUCAUACCCGUGCUCAUGGCGCUCUGCGGCAUGAACUUCGGGUUCCUGACUUCGUCGAUGUCCAAGGACGAGGCGACGGCCCUGCUGCUGUCGAUGGCCGCCCUCUAUCCGGCGCUGCUCAUGGGAGGCGUGCUGUGGCCCGUGGAGGGCACCCCGGCGGUGCUCCGUCGAGUGAGCUGGUCGGUGCCGCAGGCUCUUCCCGCGCACGCCAUGCGCGGCGUGAUGCUGCGCAACUACACCUUCGACAACUGGCACGUCGUGCAAGCGGUCGGGGCGACGACCGGCUGGACGCUGGUCUUCAUGGCGCUCUCCAUGAUUAUGUACUCACUCUCCAAGUGAACAGGCACACAUUAUAACGACGAUCGUAUUGCGCCUCCUGUUCGCCUGUCUCGU
This is a messenger RNA of Dermacentor silvarum, 1362 nucleotides long. RefSeq names its product ABC transporter G family member 20-like. NCBI's taxonomy places the organism in Eukaryota, Metazoa, Arthropoda, Arachnida, Ixodida, Ixodidae. The coding region runs from base 208 to 1308 and encodes 366 amino acids. Gene Ontology annotation, cellular component: plasma membrane. Gene Ontology annotation, molecular function: ABC-type transporter activity. The transcript is spliced from 10 exons. The record is from RefSeq and is a predicted model, not a curated record. Gene Ontology annotation, biological process: transmembrane transport.